Zalophus californianus (California sea lion) is the source of this 6381-nucleotide messenger RNA. RefSeq names its product transmembrane and coiled-coil domain family 3 (gene TMCC3). The transcript has 6 exons. Gene Ontology annotation, cellular component: endomembrane system. The coding region runs from base 904 to 2232 and encodes 442 amino acids. The record is from RefSeq and is a predicted model, not a curated record. NCBI's taxonomy places the organism in Eukaryota, Metazoa, Chordata, Mammalia, Carnivora, Otariidae.
GCCCUCGCUCUGGCCAGAGAGGGCACGGAAAGUUCCCUGUUUGAGAGCCGCCAGGCGAGCUACGGAGUGUGCAAGGGUGAGGGGGCGACUGGCUGCUGGGAAGGCCGGCUUGCACCAGCCGCGUGCGCGCGGCGGAGAGCGGUAGGGCCGGGGCGGCUGCACACUUUGGCCUCCUCCUGAUUCCGAAAGGCGCUUGGGUACGGUCUCAUACCGUCUGCUGUUGUUUCGGAGCUGUUUCUCCCCCCAGCCUUGAGCAGGGGUUCGUUUGCGACCCUAUCUCUGUCCUGCACCGAGGUAGGCGAGCAGGUAGGACUGCAGUCCACAACACUGGGCUCGGGAUCCCGCUUGGGAAGAGCCCAUAUUGUAUGACUUCAUUCACAGGCGUCCUGAAUCGGCGACUCUACAGAGACAUAAGCCUCUCAUUCAGCAAGUGAGAAAUUAGUGGUAAACCCAGAAAAUUACCACUGACAACAGAGGUUCAGAGGCAGUUUCGAGAGAGCGGGUGAGCGCACGAGUGAAUUCGAGAUCUCAGAAGGAUAGCCAUUCUGCCACAUCGCUUAAUCGUGUGUGUUCUGCGGAGGCAGUGACACCGAACCUGGCUUGGCCUGUUGCAAGAGAAGUGAGCAGAAGAGCCGUUACAUAACUCGUUUCUGCGUUAGAGAACCCAGUGUGUGCUCACUGGAGUCUAAAACAGAAAUAACUUCAUACAGCUUGCAUGGUGACAGAAUUCUUCCUGUCAGACGAGUAGCAAACUCUGAGUCUCUGGAGGAACGCAGAGAGGAAAUUUCCCACAACUCUGACUCCUGGGAAGCUCGAGGCAGGCACAUGUGAGGCCCAGGAUCCAGAGCGCUGGUGGGGGUGUGGUUGGAGGAGAGCCCUUGGUGUCAGGUAGAACGUCAUGACAUGAAUACCUUAAGCCUGCCCCCGAACAUUCGCCGAGGGGGGUCAGACACCAACCUCAACUUUGACGUACCAGAUGGCAUCCUGGACUUCCACAAGGUCAAACUCAGUGCAGACAGCCUGAAACAGAAAAUCCUGAAGGUGACAGAGCAGAUAAAAAUUGAGCAGACGUCCCGCGAUGGGAAUGUUGCGGAGUAUCUGAAACUGGUCAGCAGUGCGGAUAAGCAGCAGGCCGGCCGCAUCAAACAGGUCUUCGAGAAGAAGAAUCAGAAGUCCGCUCACUCCAUCGCCCAGCUCCAGAAGAAGUUAGAGCAGUAUCACAGAAAGCUCAGGGAGCUCGAACAGAACGGAGCCUCCAGAAGCUCCAAGGACAUUUGCAAAGACAACCUCCACUCUCUGAGAGAUGCCUCCGCGAAGUCUCGAACUGCUCCCCAUGGCCCGGAGUGCGGGAAGUCAGGCAUGCCAGGCGUGUCCCUCACUCCGCCCGUGUUUGUCUUCAGCAAGUCCAGAGAGUUCGCCAACCUGAUCCGGAAUAAGUUCGGCAGCGCCGACAACAUCGCGCACUUGAAAAAUUCCUUAGAGGAGUUUCGGCCCGAGGGGAGUCCCCGGGCCUACGGGGGCAGCGCCACCAUCGUGAACAAACCCAAGUACGGCAGCGACGACGAGUGUUCAAGCGGCACGUCGGGCUCCGCCGACAGUAACGGGAACCAGUCCUUCGGGGCCAGCGGAGCCGGCGCGCUGGACAGCCAGGGCAAGCUGACCGUGAUCCUGGAGGAACUGAGGGAGAUCAAGGACACGCAGGCUCAGCUGGCUGAGGACAUCGAAGCGCUCAAAGUGCAGUUCAAGAGAGAAUACGGUUUUAUUUCUCAGACACUGCAAGAGGAAAGAUACAGGUACGAGCACCUGGAAGACCAGCUGCAUGACCUGACAGACCUGCACCAGCAUGAGACCGCCGGCCUGAAGCAGGGGCUGGCCAGCAUCGAGGAGAAGGUGGCCUACCAGGCCUAUGAGCGCUCCCGGGACAUCCAGGAAGCCCUGGAGUCCUGCCAGACGCGCAUCUCUAAGCUGGAGCUGCACCAGCAAGAGCAGCAGGCUCUGCAGACAGAUGCCGUGAACGCCAAGGUCAUCCUGGGGAAGUGCAUCAACGUGAUCCUGGCCUUCAUGACAGUUGUGCUCGUGUGCGUGUCUACCAUCGCCAGGUUUGUCUCGCCCAUGAUGAAGAGCCGCCUCCACAUCCUUGGCACCUUCUUCGCUGUGACGCUUCUUGCAAUAUUCUGUAAAAACUGGGACCAUAUCGUGUGUGCCAUAGAAAGGAUCAUAAUACCCAGAUGAAGCCACCGGCUCUUGUCUUCACGUUCUUUCAUGUUUCUGUGUUAAAGACAACUCUGUGCAUACUACCAAAUUUUAAAGCGAACACUUGUGCUGACUCGAGCCGACCAGGCCUGGGCUGUGCAUUGUAAACAUCUCCGUCCCCUCACGCCGUGGUAGCUGCCAGGUCCGCUCCUGUUCUCGGUGAGUGUGGACCUGUGGCAGAGCUCGCCCCACGUUGCUCACUGCCUUAAUCAGACCAGAUUUCCUGCCCUCCUGACUAGCCCAGCAUGGUAAACCUCUGGUCAUCGAGCGUUUGGCGUAAUUAAUGACCCGCACGAAACGGGGUGUUAAGUCUCUGUCUCCCUUAAGUUUCCAUCAAAAUUGAGCUUCACAGUUGCUGGUGGUGGCAUUUUGCCUGAGUCCCGUAAGCAGCAAGGAUGUGGCAGGACUUGGGCAAGGGACGAAAUGCAGGCGUUGGCCACAGUGGGCAUUUGCGGCCUAUGGAAGUACAGUAAAUCCUGCGUAACCCGUUCCGCUGGUCCACAGAGGACACUAGGUCCCAUGUGUUCCCCUUGUCCACAGUGGUCCCUUGUGUGGGACUCGCCAUAACGUGGAAAUUUGAUAGCACACCUGUGUAUCCAUAGAAGUCCAACUUAGAUGUUCUCUUGCACUUUAAAUGGUCACACAGGAAGAUCUAUGAGCGAGGCUUUGGCCUUCUUACACCCAGGGAGCCGCAUGCCCGAUUCUAUCUUAAGUGGCUCCUGAAUGCCUCGCUUUCAAGCACGCAGAAAUGCUUCCAAAUCCCACGUCAAAAUGUGGCUCGAACAUGAGUGUAGGCUCCCGUAAGCACCACUCUGGAGGUUUGCUUUGCAGCAAAUCUUAAUUGUGAUAAACCCCCUGUGAGGAUGUGAUUCACUUUAUUCACCGGUCUUGGGAGGGAUUGUAAAGCUUACCGCACAUGUGAAAACAAGUGAUGCUCAUGUUGUGGGUUUUUGUUUUUUUUUUUUCUUUAAGAAGGACAGCAGAAUUGUACUCUGUGAGGUGAAAGUCCACUGAGGUAGGGGCCCUGGAAGCAGGAGGAAGGCAGGGCGUGUGAUCUAAGGGGGUGGCAGUCGGAUGAAGACUGAGGGGGUCCUUGGAGAACCCCGUAAGACCAGCCACAAUCUGAUGAAUUAGACCUGGUGUCUGGUUGUCAUUGUCUCUUAGGAUCUCACUGAAGUGCCACAGGAACGGCGAGGCCACGCUUCUUCCCCUGAGGUGAAAGCCUUCAAAGGUUAACAGCUUCUGCCUGUUAGGGCGAUGCUGCUCACUACUUUCAGCCCAGAUGAUAUUUCCCUUUAAAUCUUUUUCUCUCAGAUGAUACUUCCCUUUAAAUCUUUUUCUCUCUGUACCUAAUGAAGAUGAAGCUAGAAGAUUUUAAUGGAAACUGCUGUUCGGUCCUUCCUCCCACCAUCCGCUCUGUUAUCUGAAGGCGUAAAGAUGUAUGUUAGUGUACAUUUUCUUCCAGAAAACAUCGAAUUGCCUGGAUUUAAAUUAAGUGCAAUAUUUUGCGAACAGCUGCUCUUAGGGAAACCUCCUGAAAAACAUGUGACAGUGUACCAUGGUUUGAGAGAAUGGAAUAGUCAAGCAUUUGGUACAAGUCCAGUGUGAGUGAGACUCAGACAACUCAAGCUUUCUUCUUCUUUUUUUAACUUUACAGUUCAGUGUUCUUAGUAAAUUCACAAACUUAUGCAACUAUGCCCACUAUCUUAAUUCCAGACUCGAGCUUUUUAAAAUGGUAAGCAUCAUUACAUGACAUCUUUGCCUGUACGGAUUUCGGAUUUAGGGACGAAGGAGCUUACCAGCCCCACCCCCGUCUCGUGGCUGUGUCCCCUUCCGCUGUCAGACUCUCCCUUGUUCUGCCAAGUUGGCUGUAAAUACGCUGUGAUCCAUCACAUCCAGGGGACAGAAAAGAGUUCCAGAUCCAGGGAAGAGAAAGAGAAAGAAUGGUGUGCUUCCUUUUGCUUCUAUAUUUUAAUGGCCAGCAUUCCCCUUUACCUGUGGGCAUCAGGCUCCAUUUGGCCGAGGGCAGGAUGUAACUUCCCUUGGGUCAAGCUGGAUCCUGGUGGGUGCCUCUCGAUGUCUGUGAAUCUUUCCAAGGCACUUUGGAGAUGCCAGGGGUUGUGGUGGACGUAGCUGCUGCUGUUAAUUUAGAGAGAGUGAGUGAGAUGUCUAACCCACAGGCCACCAUGCUCCACUCAGCCUUGGCUUUGACGCUUCCCAGGCCUGCUCCCCACUGAGAGAAGGAGGGAAGAAAAUGGAAAACAGCACCCGCCACCCCCUUCAGUCUGGAGCUGUUAACAGAAGCUGCUAGAAACUGGCUCUGUUCUGAAAUAUUCCAGGGGCUAAAUCAUCCCACCUGAUCAUGAUUUCUUUGCACAGAAUUUGUAUUUCCAGUGAUUCUUGUUAGAUGUCAAAUAACCUUAUUUUCACUUGGAUGUGCUCAACCUACAUGGCAUAUUUAUUUUAGAGUCUUGUUGAAAGUUCAUGAAGCUUUUUAAUAAGCUGAUAUACUCCAAGGAGACCUUUACUCUCUGCAGUUUACUGUUCUCUUCUUAAGGAAUAAACACUCCCAUUAUGUGUUUUCUUUCCUGUGUAAGGGGAUUAAAUACAAUUUUAUAACUUAUUCAAUUAAAAAAUUGUGAUCCAGCUAGGACGUAUCCUGGAAUUGUUUAUUUAUAUUUAAGUCAACGAAUCCUUUUUCCCCACCUUUCAUUGGUAGGAAACAUCUUGUACGUACCUGAAAACAAAAUCAGUUGUGAGAUGGGCAGGCACCUGCUCACUUAGCGAACUGGAUGUUGCAUUCUAGCACAGGAUUUUUUUGUGACAUGCUAUUUUCAUGAUCACCAAGAUAAUGAUAGUUUGCUGGGGACAAAACAAAAACCCAAAAAUACUCUUCUGUGGGCUUUAAGUUGGUUAUUGCAGCUUACGUUUUGAGUAUGAUGAAGCCAGAAUAAAACAUCCUACCCAUCCCCCACCAAAUUCAAACUGCAAUGAAGCAGUAAGUCAAAGUCCUCCAUUGCUGGUUUUGUAUGGAGAGUAGGAUCAGUCCCAAGUUUCUAGCAUGUACCAUUAGUGGUUUUGCUUCUGUGAUCACAAUGAACUAUUGAUAGACUGAGAUUUUCAGAAACUCCCCGCCCCUUCUCCCAUAAUGCAGUUAGUUAUUCCUUUCUGUCAAUUAGCAUCCAUGGGACCUCAGCCCUUCUGCUUUGUCACUCUUGUUUUCAUUGAAAUAUUGCCCUGCUAGGUAUGUUGAUUGCCUUGCUAUUUCUUCAGCAUAUCAGGUUUAAUUAUGGGAUCGAUAACAGUGACGGGAAUUGGAUUCCCUCAGGCACCUAAUUAUCUGUGUCCUUUUGGGUUGGAUUUUAAAUACCGAAAUGUUUUGCAUCAAAGAGGAACAUGUUUGUGUUGAAUCUAAGUAUAGUUGUUAUCAGUUUGGAAAAGCAUUUCAAGAUGCUUAUUAAUAUGAACAUGUGUAAUUAAACAACCUAUUUUGCGUAUUUCUAUAAUUUUGAGGAGUGAGCCAGGGAAGAGCAAAUGGCAUUAUUUAAAAUUCAGAGCUUUAUCUGGAGAGAGGUGUUUCCAAAAAAAAGUUUAGCCCAUGUGCUAAGGAAGGAGUUGGUCUAAAGAGAUAAAUCACCGAAAAGAAUGAUAUUGGCCUAUUUACAUCAAAAGUAGUUAAGAAACUAAAAGGUACAGUUAACACGAGUUUGGUAACCCAGAAGACACAAAGCAGAUCUAACCUAUACUUUUCUAAAGUCAGUGCAAUUCUCUGUUUAUAAGAAGCUGGAAAGUAAUGUACCUUGAUUGUUUUAGGAAUAAUUUAUAUGUUGCAAUUUUAAUUUAUUUAAAAUGUGUCUCCUGUCUUUGUCCUAAGAGAAAUAUUUCAACAGAACGUGCUCUGUGUUUAAGAUAUGUUUAGGCAGUAGUUAACAGUUCUGAAAUGGAAACUAGAAAUGUUCAUUGUGAGGUCUUUUGCAGAAUUUCCAUUUUGUGAGAUACUAUGUAGUUCCACGUCAGCCUACAAUUGUAAAUUCUCUGUAGAUUGUCACCCUCUUCAAAGCUGGUGCCAUUAUUUUUUUAAAUAAACAUUUGAUGUUAGCUUUGAUGUUAAAUAAAGAGUUAGAUUUC